UUAUCUCUGCAACAACUACAUCUAAUGAAUCAAUUGAUAUUAUUGGUGAAGUUGUUUCAUUAGGAAAGCUUGAUUCCCGUGAUGUCAGCAAAUCUCUACAUAGGCUGCCUUUACAAAUAAGAAACUUAGAAGGUUUGCAGGUUAAUGUUACGUUUGUUUGGAGAUAUUGCAUACCAGUUAAUUUCUUAUCUUGAAGCUCAUAAAGAAGUUGGUCGUGUGAUUGUCCUUUUGCAAUUUGCAAAAAUUAAUGUCUAUAACGCAACACCUUCUGUGAACAGUUAUUUUGAACACACACGGAUGUUCAUAAAUGCUAAUCUUCCGAAAUUGUUACAUUCACAGAUAGUUAAAAAUGUUGUCGAUUUGAUAGAACCACAAGAGGUCGGCCAAUAUAUCAUUGUCGGGACCAUUUAUGGUAUUCGCCAAGAUAUUGAUUGGUAUUAUGAUGCGUGUACAAACUGUGGAAAGAAAGUUCAAACAGAAGAUUUGUUCAGUGGUGCAGAUAGUGGCAUAAAAAUACCUAUUCGUGUGCAAGAUGAUUCUGGAACAAUCACUCUAACUCUCUUCGAUAGAGAUGCUUAUAGAAUCGUCAAAAAACGCGCACGUGAUCUUAUAGAUAAAAUCAAACAGAUAGAUGUUAACAGUUUUAAUGUAUCCAAUAACUACAAUCGGUUUGGGAUACUUGGCUAUACGGUUGAUAGUAACGUUAUCGAUGCUUUGGAAAAAAAGUUAGCUGUCGAGGCAGGUAGUCCUGCAAAUGCUGAUGAUACAGAAAUCGCAUCUCAUGAAGUAUCUCAAGAAACAAAGUCCUUAAAGGAUGCGAUAUCGCAAACAGGUGAUAAUUUGACCCCAACAUUGCCCGACAAAUUUGAAGCUACAAGUCCGUUCAAGUAUAAUUCCCCAACAACAGUAAAAAAACGAAAUGUUGGAGAUACCAUUGAUGUUGAUGAUUAUGAUAAUGUGAAUUCAUCCACCAAGGUCCCUCGAUUGAAUUCUAAAGUUGAUGGCAACACAGGUCUAUUAAUACCAAAGCUUGAAAAAGUAAUUUGA
This is a messenger RNA of Lactuca saligna, 1047 nucleotides long. The record is from the annotation of a GenBank genome assembly. NCBI's taxonomy places the organism in Eukaryota, Viridiplantae, Streptophyta, Magnoliopsida, Asterales, Asteraceae.